AUGCAAGAUGACGAGUCCAUUGCCAGCCAAGGACUCAAGCCGUUGGGACCAUAUCAGCCACUUGCUACAGGACAUGUCCGGGUCCUGGAACCAUACCCAGGACUGCCAGACUCACCACUUGUUGGGGAGCUGAAGCAUCUCCGUCUUGCUGAUAUUACAAUACAUGGUACACUAGCUGAGGAUGGCGAUGGUGAGGGCAUCGAUGCGCACCCACACAAGAACGACUACGAAGCGAUAUCCUACUGCUGGCGCAAUCUUGACCUACUGGAGACCCUUCACUUCACCACAGGAGCUGCACUAAAUAUAACAGAGAUUCGAGCGAUGGGCAGACGUUACUCGUUCGAGGAAAGGUGCUCGGAACUGUUCAAGCCGUCCUGGAAGAGUCUGCAUGCCCUUCAAAGCACGUUCAUCGCCGACUCAGUAGCAAGUGCCCGAGCGAUGAAGGAGUAG
Molecule: messenger RNA, 450 nt
Organism: Fulvia fulva
Lineage: Eukaryota; Fungi; Ascomycota; Dothideomycetes; Mycosphaerellales; Mycosphaerellaceae
Exons: 1
Coding region: 1-450 (149 amino acids)
Source: RefSeq, a predicted model, not a curated record